This is a messenger RNA of Arachis duranensis, 884 nucleotides long. RefSeq names its product vacuolar protein-sorting-associated protein 37 homolog 2. Gene Ontology annotation, biological process: protein targeting to vacuole; ubiquitin-dependent protein catabolic process via the multivesicular body sorting pathway; protein targeting to membrane. Gene Ontology annotation, cellular component: ESCRT I complex. The coding region runs from base 141 to 755 and encodes 204 amino acids. The transcript has 7 exons. Lineage: Eukaryota; Viridiplantae; Streptophyta; Magnoliopsida; Fabales; Fabaceae. The record is from RefSeq and is a predicted model, not a curated record.
UCCAUUAAAUUUUAGUUGCGGUGGGAAGAUUUCUUAAUGUUAAGAAGAAAGAGAAAGGUAGACGGAGUCAUAGAUUCACAUUAACACACGCGUUCUACAUUCAUUCGGUUCCUCAAAUUCAGAUACGUUUCUGUUCAUCAAUGUCUUCAAUCUUCACUAGAUUUUGGGGAUCACAAGAACAAGAACAUUUACAUCAGUCAUCUUCAAUGAGCUACACAAGUUCUUCUUCUUCUUCUAGGCCUUCACAUGUUCCACCUGCUGAAGCUGCUGGAGUUAUUGCUGCUUUGAAGGACAAAAGUGUUGAUGAGUUGCGGAAAAUUUCGUCCGAGAAAGAUGCUUAUCAACGGUUUUUACAGUCGCUUGAACAGGUCAAGAUUCAAAAUAAUCUGAAAGAUGAACUAUGCAAGGAGAAUAUGCUGCUUGUUGAUGAAAAUCUACAAAAGGAACCUCGUGUUUUGGGACUAAAAAAUCAGUGUAGAAUCAUUCGGACAAGUGAACUAGCUGCUGCACAAGAGAAACUAAAGGAGCUUGAGAAACAGAAAGAAGAAAUGUUGAAGUUGAGUUCCCUACCAUUCCUUCUUCAUAGGAUUCAAGGGGCUAUGAACAAGACUGAAGAAGAAUCAGAAGAUCUGCACCAACAAUUACUUGAUAAAGAGAUUGAUCUUGGAGCUUUUCUGCAGAAAUACAAGAAGCUACGUAUUGCUUAUCACAGUAAAAAUCUGAUACAUCUUGCAGCUAGAACAUCAAAUAUUUGAGAACCAAAUUAUGAAAUAUAGAACUUGAGAAUGUAACUCCUUGUUUGUCAAAAGUACAAAAAUCAAUAAUCUCUGGUUACAUACGUCUAUGUUCUUUCUUUAAUCUUAUUCUCCAUUAUCUUUAUCAUA